UUGGAUUGAAGAAUGACGAUGAUGGAUGGGAGUUUGGCGUGUUUGCUUGCGAGCUGUCAAAUUCCCGCCGGGACCCGCCCACCCGAUGAUUGGAUUUCCCGCUUCUACAACCUUGACCUUCUCCUGUCGACUGGCACUCAUCAAUUGAUACCACGCGUAGGUACACAGCCUGACAGACGACUUAGAACCUAUGGCCUUCUCCACAGUGAAAAUCUAAUCUUGUCCCAACCAUUCUGAGGAUGGUUGAGCAUUCGAAGCCGGUGCAGUGAAGCACGGCCUGAAAACCUUUAUCAGGUUCGGA
Molecule: messenger RNA, 301 nt
Organism: Aspergillus saccharolyticus JOP 1030-1
Lineage: Eukaryota; Fungi; Ascomycota; Eurotiomycetes; Eurotiales; Aspergillaceae
Exons: 1
Coding region: 13-237 (74 amino acids)
Source: RefSeq, a predicted model, not a curated record